Messenger RNA from Porites evermanni, 7155 nucleotides. The record is from the annotation of a GenBank genome assembly. Lineage: Eukaryota; Metazoa; Cnidaria; Anthozoa; Scleractinia; Poritidae.
AUGUCUUUGGUAAAACAAAGAUGGGAUAUUUGCUACUACCUAGACUACGAAGGUUUUGCCGUUGGCGCCAUUUUGAGUUCAAUGUCUUUGUUCACUUUGACUGCAAUAAGCGUGGACAGACUUCUCGCCCUCUCGUUGGGCAUCAGAUACAGACAAGUCGCGACUUUGAGAAAAGCGUAUAUAAGUGUAAUUAUUAUGUGGGUUAUAUCCGUUGUUAUUGGCGCGGCAGUCUACUUUUUGUUGGAUACUGUUAUACUCGACUGGUCAAUGUUUAUAUUAAUAUCUCUAUGUGUAGUCAUUUCAGGUCUGUGUUACACGAAAAUUUUCUUUGUACUACGACGGAGCCAAAUACGCCUCGAAGAUAGCUCUUUUCAAGGACCAACUGAAUUUAUAAAGAUUCCACUGAAUCUAGCUCGAUACAGAAAGGCAGUGUACAGUGCACUGUGGGUGCAGGUAACAUUGGUUGUUUGUUAUCUACCGUUUGGUUUAGCGACAGCAAUACCUGAGUUUUCUUUGUCGGUUUACCUCAUGACGCUCACUUUACUUUUAUCAAACUCAUCACUAAACCCGCUCCUGUAUUGCUGGAAGAUCAGAGAAGUAAGGCAAGCUGUUAAAGACACAGUCAGACAUCUUUUCUCUUCAUCAAGUUAGUUCUACCAGUAUUAAGUAAUGAUUCAGAUGAGAAGGAAAAAACUAAACGCAAUGACGUUGGAAUGUAAAAACUUUUUAACUUUACUUUAAUUGUCUCUACCACACUUCUGAUUGGUUUAAACAUUAAAUUUUACGAACUCUUCGCAAAGCAGCAUGUAUAGUAAUCCGCCCUUUGUUUUCUAACCAACUUCCUUAUGACAAAAUCUCGCCUGAGUCUAAGUAACACAGAAAUCCUGCGUGAGAGGAACAUGUAAAAUUGUGAACUUUUCUUGGCCAUUGUUUGCAACUCCUAUGACUGGUCGAAAUCUUUUAACACAAAAAAACACCCUUUAAAAAUGGAGUUAUAGGACAUUUUAUUUCAUGAACUGCCUUUUUGUAGUUUUAUGCAUUCUCUGCAUGAUAAUGAAAAAAUAUUCCUGUGAGGAAAGCACAUUGCGCCAUAGCGAAAAGAAAUUGCUUCCUGCCUUACCUGGAUCAUUAUUUAAUGUACUUAUUAUGACCUAUUUCAAAUUGUUUCAAAAUCAUCGAUCUGUCGGAUAGAACAGCUAGCAAGAUUAUUUUUUCCUCUAAAAUAUCAUAAGCCGAUCACUGAUAUUAAUCAGAUCCUGAUUUCGAUCAGGUCAAUACAAUCUAAUAAAAGAUGAACCCUCUUAUAAUGUGUGAAACCGUUGCUAUAGUUACCGAAAAACGGUGUCGAAAAUCGAGACGAAAUACUGAUUCCGCCUUUGUGAUUAGUCACGCUUACUUUUAACGUUGUAUCCAUCUCACGUGUUUGUUUAUCUGAAGCAUGUAUGCAUCAGAAAUCAAAUUUAGCCAUUGCGCGAAAACCUCAUCGGUACAAUGAGGAAUCAAAUGAGGGGUAGCGAAUGUAUAUGAUUAUAUUUGGUUAGUGUGAUAUCAAUUGCCAUCAUUACUUUGAUAUUAUUGGAAUAACUCGAACUAGAAGUAAGCAUGAGUAUAAAAUAAGGCCUAAAGUUGCCCGUACAAAAAUAAAAUUUAUAAUUAAAAAAGUAUCUAUAUAAUUACUAACCUUGAGAAACGGAAGACUUCAUUACAGUAGAGGAUCGGAAGUCAGAAAAUUUCAAAGUGACUAAUUCAUGGAAGCGAGUAUUAAAUGGAGAAAAUACUAGACAUAGUGUCUUUAAUAUAAGUUUAUGCAUUAUUAUUAGGCAUCUAGGUUUAUAAUUUAUAGUCUAAUAUAUAGUCUUUUAAUUUAUGUUUAUGUAGAGUUACACGUUUCAACCCCUUAUGGGUUUCUGGUAUUAAUUAAUUAAUUAAUUUUUUUUUUCUUUUUUUUUUUUUUGGAGGGUAUGUCUUGGCAUGGGAAUUUGGUUUCCCCCUACUACCGUCCUGUUAACCAUUUUUGUAUUUUUGUUCGAUUGUAUAUGUUAGCAUUAGUUCAUUUGUAUCAGUUAUGUAUGGUUACGAACUGUGAUUAAAGAUUAAAGAUUAAAAAAAUACCUUGUAUUUCGUCAGCCAAAAGGAUGAAAACAUUGAACCGUACAAAGAAAUUUUUUAACUCGCCCCGUGCAUUGGCAAUACAAAACAUAUCAUAAACGUCUCUGUUUUAAUUGUGGCUGGCAUAAGAGUUUGCUUUUUCCGCAUAUGCGACUUACCAACCAUAAACCACUGAGUGGAAUACAACUUAUGGUAGAUUAAAUUUAAAAUCUGUUUUCAUAUGACUGAAAUAGCCUCCGUCCUACAAAUGAUAACCUCAGACGCCAACUAGAUCUACUCGUCCUGUCAAAAUUAAAAAGUAUUAUGAGGUCUUAUGAUGAUGAUAUGGUUGUAAAAUUUAUGAGAUAUCCCCCAGUUGCACACAAUUUAUAAUAAAACAACUGAAGAGCACAAAAGAAAAUAAGAAAGUUUACAUGUAAUCGCUUAUAAUACAAGUUAUGACGAAUACUUUUUUACUAUGAUGUAAAUAGUCUGUAUCUUUUUUUUCUUUCUCUCCCUUUUCCUUUUUGUGGUAAUCCGUUGAUCUAUAUUCUUGUAUUGUUAUUGCAAUUAAUAAUAUAUAGAUUUGGCUCUGGCUAAAUGCGAAGCGCCCUUUUAUACAAAAAAAUAAUACUUAAAACUAAAGAAAUUAGACUUGGCUGAUUUUAAAACAAAAAGAGAAAAUUACAAAUCAAAUUCGAUAACAGUAGUAAUCUUGGAAAAGAAUUCGUACCCAUACGCCAGUAUCACUGACCCCAAAAAAAAAUUCUGCCAAAUAUCACAAAAUUUUAAUGAAUAGAUUUUGAGAAAUCAUCUUUUGUGUACCAUUGCUUUUUGGCCUGUUUGUCUAAUUUAAAACACGCGCCGCCACGCAAGUUACCGCUGACCGCCCUCAAAACUGUGUUCAGCCACCCUAACCCCACCACUGUAUGUAACACCCUGAAGAAGGAAGGCCUUGCCUUCCGAAAUAUUGGUAAAAAAUAUAUAUAUUCCCGACUGUAAAAUCAGCCUUGCUUCUUUUGUUAAAUAAGUUUUCAUGCAUCAAUUCACCUGUCAAAAUUGCGACCAGACGGAGUGUGGAGGUAGGGGGGGUUGGGGAGGGGAGGGGGAGACUAGGUUGUUGCUAGAGUGACCAAGAACGUGACCAAGCAAAUUCCGAAAAUCCGAAAAUUUUGUGCUAAACCGAACACAGGAAAUAUUCAAUCAGAGUUUUCUUAAUCCUACUAAUAGAGUCUGUACGGGUGGGCUUUCUUACGCUGACGUCGUAACCAAAUUUUCUGUCAUCGAUAGGUUUCCAUUUUCUUUUAGGUUUGCGGCUCCUUUGCGCGCGGACCCUCCACUAACAAUAUAACAAUAGAGUUUAUGUUCGCGGGCAUAAAUAUGUUUUGGGCCCGACUCAGACUCAUUUUAGCCCGAGCCGCUAGGCGAGGGCUAAAAUGAGUCUGAGAAGGGCCCAAAACAUAUUUAUGCCCANCAUCUCUUAUUGAUGAUUGAUGCAAAGGAUGUCUUCUGCGUGAUAGUUGAUGUCUCAUCGGAAAUAAUUUUAGCAUUUUAGCACUCAGCUUUAGUAUUUUAACUAACAAUUUGUAACAUAUUGUAUGGAUUUUUUUAUCUACUUAAUUAUUGUAUCUAUUAUAUUUUAACUGUAGGUGUCCCCUAUUAGUAGAGGGCCUGCCCCUCGGCUAGUUUUUCUUUCUUGACACAUAAAUAAAGUUUCUAUCUAUCUAUCUAUCUAUCUAUCUAUCUAUCUAUCUAUCUAUCUAUCUAUCUAUCUAUCUAUCUAUCUAUCUAUCUAUCUAUCUAUCUAUCUAUCAGUUUUUAUAUACUAUUUUUUCAUUGGUAAUUUGUUUCAUAUCACUACUUCAACGGUUUUUGUUUUCCUUAACGUUCACAUUUUUCUUAUUUAAAUUUUCACAUGUAAUUAUAGUAUCAUAUUGCACGCUGUUCUUUAUUUCAAAUUGUAACGUCUUAGCUUAAGGUGUCUGAACACAGUUUUGGCAGUUUGUGAGUAUAUGUCAUUUGCCAAAUCAUGGCAAGAGAAAGGUUGCAGGUCACAGGCUUAAACUUGGCAAGUGAAAAAUAUACUGAUGAAAAAUUUUGAUUGCAGGUAAAAUUUGACGUUUUCGUAAUUCCAUGGCAACAUGAAAGAUUGAAUACAACCUUUAAAUUUCACUUUUGCUCAGUUUACAUAAAAUUCGCUCAUUAGAUUUUCCUGUAAACUUGCACACAGCUUACUAUAAUUAAUCAUUACCAUUUGAAACUUAUUUGACCAAAUUUUAACAGACGGGAUAUUAGAUAAUCAAUAAUAUAAUGAAGCUGUAAUUAUUAAAUGUGUCACAAUAUUCGUCUGUUUAACUUCCAUUUUAAAGUUCUCAUUAUUUAAAAUACGAUAAAAGGAAAAAUUCUGCCAAAUAUCACAAAAUUUUAAUGAAUGGAUUUUGAGAAAUCAUCUUCUCUGUACCAUUGCUUUUUGGCCUGUUUGUCUAAUUUAAAACACGCGCCGUCACGUGUGAGUUCUGUGUUCAGCCACCUUAACCCCAUCACUGUAUGUAACGCCCUGAAGAAGGAAGGCCGUUCCUUCCGAAAUAUUGGUAAAAAAUAUAUAUAUUCCCGACUGUAAAAUCAGCCUUGCUUCUUUUGUUAAAUAAGUUUUCAUGCAUCAAUUCACCUGUCAAAAUUGCGACCAGGCAGAGUGUAGGGGGAGAGGGGUGGGGGAGGGGGGAGGGGGAGACUAGGUUGUUGCUAGAGUGACCAAGAAUGUGACCAAGAAAAUUCCGAAAAUCCGAAAAUUUUGUGCUAAACCGAACACAGGAAAUAUUCAAUAAGAGUUUUCUUAAUCCUACUAAUAGUGUCUGUACGGGUGGGCUUUCUUACGCUGCCGUCGUAACCAAAUUUUCUGUCAUCGAUAGGUUUCCAUUUUUUUAUGUAUGGGGCUCCACUGCGCGAGGACCCUCCACUAACAAUAUAAUAAUAAAUAUGACUGUCAGUAAUGACACCUUACCUAUUGAUGGUCCUAAAUCUGACGAAUAAUAAAAUUAUUAAUUUUAUAAUUAUGGCGUAUUAAAAUUUACUUGCACUCUCUCAGUUCUUACAGCCUUUCCAUUAGCAGGGAUCGUAACAAGUCGUUUGGCCGACGGCAAGGGCUAAUUACCUGUUACAAUUUAAGUUACCGUUAUUUCUAUGAAAGUUAAUGGCUUAAUUUUUGACAAAAUUGCACGAUUUUUUCUCCAGAUAGCUAUUUUUCUCCAGCGGAUCGUAGCCCUCUUCCUAGAGUGAAGCUUAAAGAAACAAAAAGAGAAAAAAGGUACAUUUUGCUGAUUUAACUUUGUAAGAUUGACCGGAGGAAGAUCAGAUAGUCACUUAUCCGUAUUACGGACUGAGCCAUAAGCCUCAUAGGACCAAUCAAAUCUCUAGAUUAGUAAUCUAUUAGGUCAUCAUUAUUGACAUGCAGUUUGUGAUAAUUAGUACCGUACCAUGUGUAAGUUUCCUGAGAAGAGAGCUAAAAAUUGAAACGUGUACGUGCGUUGUUGGACAAUUUUAAAGUAUUUUAUAAUUUUAGGAAAAAAGCUACUUUUGUUGGUGAUGAAGCAUGUUAAGAAUGUUUUAUGCCGAAAACGCAGCUGCGCAAAGAUGAAUUAGUAAUUGAGUUAAUUUGAUAAUCACAGUAUCCUCGGUAAUUUAAAUAAAUUUGGAUAGCCUGCGAGAAGAAAUAAGAUCAAUGUUUAUGGCCAGUUUGUGGUCCAAGUUCGCAUUGCAGAAAAAUGAAGCUGGAAAACAAUUUUACCGGAGAGGAAAGUCAGAAAACAGCUGGAGAAUUGUAUUACUCAGAAGAACUGAAGGAGGAAAGACUCAGCGACCUUAUAUUUGUUUAAGUGCUAAAUAUUUUUCUGUCUAUUACUGCAUUUCUCAUAGCUAAAAAUUGAAACGUGUACUUGCAUUGUUGGACAAUUUUAAAGUAUUUUAUAAUUUUAUGAAAGAAGCUAUUUUUGUUGGUGAUGAAGCAUGUUAAAAACGUUUUAUGCCGAAAACGCAGCUGCGCAAAGAUGAAUUAGUAAUUGAGUUAAUUUGAUAAUCACAAUAUCCUCGGUAAUUAAAUAAAUUGGGAUAGUCUGCGAGAAGAAAUAAAAUUAAUGUUUAUGGCCAGGUUGCGGUCCAAGUUCGCGUUGCAGAAAAAUGAAGCUAGAAAACAAUUUUACCGGAGAGGAAAGUCAGAACACAGCUGGAGAAUUGUAUUGCUCAGGAGAACUUAGGGAGGAAAGACUCAGCGAUCUUAUAUUUGUUUCAGUGCUAAAUAUUCUUCUGUCCAUUACUGCAUUUCUGGGAAACAUUCUGAUCCUAGUUGCUCUUCACAAGGGGACUUCACUCAAUAAGCCGUCCAAACUCCUGUUUCGUAACCUAGCGGUAACUGAUCUAUGUGUUGGUGUCAUUGCGCAGCCUCUAUUUGUUGCUUAUUUGAUAUCCGUCGUAACAGAGAGAUGGGAUAUUUGCUAUUACUCAGAUUUGGCAAAUAUGAUCUCUAGCAUCAUUUUGUGUUCAGUGUCUUUAUUAACAUUAACUGCAAUAAGCGUGGACAGACUCCUCGCCCUGUUGUUGGGCUUAAGAUACAGACAUAUUGUAACAAUGAGAAAAGCGUAUAUAAGUGUAAUUGUAAUGUGGAUUCUCUCCGCUUUCAUUGGCGCAGCAAACUACUCUUUUUAUUCCCUUAUAUUCGGCUGGUCUACGUUUAUAACUAUUUCUCUAUGUGUAGUCAUCUCAAGUCUGUGUUAUGCCAAAAUCUUCCUUACAUUACGAGGAAGGCAAUUUCAUGUUCAAGAUGGCGCUUUUCAAGGAAAACGGAACCAGAAAGUUCCACUGAAUAUAGCUCGAUACAGAAAGGCAGUCUACAAUGCACUAUGGGUGCAGGUAACAUUGCUUGUUUGUUAUCUGCCGCUUUGUAUAGCUAUGGUCUUAAGGCCAAGUGAGAUAACUUUCUCAGUUUAUUACCUCGCAGAAAAUAUUACAUUCUCUCUUCUUUUAGCAAACUCGUCAUUAAACCCCUUUUUUAUUGUUGGAGGAUCAGAGAGGUAA